UUGCAAAAUUUCUGCAUUUAUUUCCUACCAUUUCUUAAAUUUUCACUGAAAAUUGGACUCACUUAAUUGUUUCUUUCUUUAAGCACAAAUUUUUUGUCUUACUAUCUAUCCUUCUCUUAAACUUAAUUCUAUCCCUUCCCUCCAAAAGAAAGCGAUAGAUAGUGAGAUUAGAUAGAACCCAUUUUCAAAAUUUGCAAGGUGCUUGUAGAAAUUCUGGUCAGUUAGCUGUCUAUUUUGGUGGGUUAAUUGUUGGUUAUGGAACCAAAAAAAUAUCUUUUUUAGAGAUUUUGUUCAAUUUUUAAGUCAUCCCAGAAGUAUACACUUUUUAAUGCAACAUUUAUUGCAAAUUUCCCAUUUUUAGCUCCCACAUUGUUGAAAGGGAAAAUGGGGUAUUGCCUAUUCGUAAUUUUUAUUGUUGAAAAUGAUAGAUUGGUAUAAGGAAAUUUAAAGGUUUUAAUUUGAUUAAAUUUGGGGAAGAAAUUUGGAUAAAGGAGCAAGCUUUUUGAGAAAAAAAAAUUAGGGUUUAAAGAUAUGGAAGAAAGUGGGAAAAAUGUUAAUGGUAAGGGAAGAAACAAACAGGGAAAAGAGAACACCAAACCAAAUGUGUGGUUCUCAUUGAAGAAAUCUUUGCACUGUAAAUCAGAGCCGUCAGAUGUACAUGAACCAAAAUCAUCAAAGGGUAGUAAAAAUCAUCAUCAUAAUCAUCAUAUGAUGAACUCAAUAUUAACAAGAAGGGUUGGAAGAUCAGGUUGUUCAAGGUCAAUAGCAAAUCUUAAGGAUGUAAUUCAUGGAAGUAAAAGACAUAUUGAAAAACCCCCAAGUUGUAGUCCAAGAUCUAUAGGUAGUAGUGAGUUUCUAAACCCAAUUACCCAUGAAGUAAUUUUGAGUAAUUCAAGGUGUGAGCUUAAGAUUACUGGGUAUGGACCUUUUGGGAAUUACCCAGAUGGGUUAAGCUCAGAAAAAGAGAAGGAUGAGUCAACAUUUGUGGGUACUUUAAGACCAGGUACCCCAGGACCUGGAGGGCACCCUACAAUGCAUUACUUUAACAAAAGUUCAUCAGUUGCAAAGUCUUCUAGAAAGUCCUUUAGUUUGGAGAGGGAAAGAGAAGGUUCUUCUGUGUUUGGGAAUGGGGGAAGUGGAAUUGGUAGUAGUGGGAUAAGUAAUUCAAGGAAAAGGUUCUCCCUUGAGAUUGAGUCUAAUGGGUCUUCUCAAUUGACUUGUCAUAAGUGUAAAGAGCAAUUUAACAAAUGGGACGCCCUUGAAGCUCACCAUCUCUCAAAUCAUGCUGUGACUGAGCUUUUGGAAGGUGAUUCUUCAAGAAAAAUAGUUGAAAUCAUAUGCAGAACAAGCUGGUUAAAGUCAGAGAAUCACUGUGGUAGAAUAGAGAGGGUGUUGAAAGUCCAUAACACACAGAAAACAAUAGCUCGGUUUGAAGAAUACCGAGAAAUGGUUAAGAUCAAAGCUAGUAAGCUCACUAAGAAGCAUCCGCGAUGCCUUGCAGAUGGAAACGAGCUACUACGAUUCUAUGGGACGACUGUGGCCUGCUCGUUAGGCCUCGAUGGUUCUUCGAGCCUUUGUAUCUCGGAAAAAUGUUGUGUUUGUCAAAUCAUAAGGCACGGUUUCUAUACCAAGAAGGACAUUACAAGUGGGGUUGGUGUCUUUACGACUUCUACUAGUGGACGGGCAUUUGAAAGCAUCGAAUUCGGUGAUGAAGAGCCAUCGAUUAAGAGGGCGUUGAUUGUAUGCCGAGUUAUUGCAGGAAGAGUUCAUAGGCCAUUGGAAAAUUUGCAAGAAUUGGCGGGGCAAACAGGGUUUGAUUCAUUAGCAGGAAAAGUAGGUCUAUAUGCAAGCAUUGAGGAGUUGUAUUUGCUCAAUCCUAGGGCUCUACUCCCUUGUUUUGUGGUAAUAUGCAAACCCUAAAAGUUGUUUUUUGGGUGCCAAAAUGUCCUUUAAACUAAGGGUGUAUAAUCCCAUGUAUUGAUAGCAUUUUAUGUAUUGAUAGCAAUUUAUGAACUUAAAAGGAUGUCAAGGAAUGAUAAAUUCUUACUCCCUUCGUCCCA
Messenger RNA from Amaranthus tricolor (Joseph's coat), 2060 nucleotides. RefSeq lists its product as uncharacterized. Bases 532 to 1920 code for a protein of 462 amino acids. NCBI's taxonomy places the organism in Eukaryota, Viridiplantae, Streptophyta, Magnoliopsida, Caryophyllales, Amaranthaceae. The record is from RefSeq and is a predicted model, not a curated record. The transcript has 2 exons.